Molecule: messenger RNA, 2728 nt
Organism: Jatropha curcas
Lineage: Eukaryota; Viridiplantae; Streptophyta; Magnoliopsida; Malpighiales; Euphorbiaceae
Source: RefSeq, a predicted model, not a curated record
CUUUUUCCUGUUUUUUACUUCUGCACUGUUUGAUUAUAGAAACCAGAAAUUAAGACAAAAAAAGGAAAGGAGACGGAAAAAGAAGAGGGGGGUUUUGUGGGGCUUUUGAUUUUUUUUCUUUCUCUAAGUAAAUAAAAGCAGAGUUUUUUGUGUCUAUAGCUUGAGUUGGAAAUUGCAGAGCAAUUACCCAGUCAUUGAAGAAGGUCUCAGAAGAAAAGCAUUUAUUGGUUUCAGAUGGCUUCCCAACGGCACCAAAAACCUCUGCUUUUAAUUCUCUUCCUAUCUAAUCCAACUUCCCAACAGAAAAUACUUGAUUCUCGAUAGUUUGCUUAUUUCUUGUUUUCUUUUUUCUGCAGAAAAUUAAGGUUAAAUGAUUCAAGUCUCUUCAAAUAGUAAUCAAGAAUGAUUUUUGAAGAAGCUCAUUUAGUUCUUAUAAUACUCACUUCAAUUUUCUUGAGAGCUCAUAGCCAUCAUAACUCAUCGAUCCCUUGCCAGAAUUCUUGUGGAAUCGGUAACUCAACCAAACGGGUUCCACACCCUUUUGGGUUUUCUGAUGGAUGCAAGAUCCGAUUAAAUUGCAAUCGAGAAACAGGGGAUGUCAAAAUCGGAGAAUUUAUAGUACAAAAUAUAACUCCAAGUGGAAUCUUUAUAUAUCUUCCAGCCAAAUGUAAUCGUUCUCUCGAAUCAAUCGAAUCUCUGUUUGGCCAUAAUUAUGCUCCAGCUUGGCGAAAUGGGUUACUUCUUCAAAAUUGCAAUAGUUCUUUGUCCACCUGUGUUAUACCGACGAGUUCGUUUUCAGAUCAGUUGCCAAUACAGAAUUGUGAUGCUAAAAGUGAUAACAUAAGUUGCUAUUCGAGGGAAAGAUCGGGAAUGGAUGUUUUGAAUUAUGGGAACUUAAGUUCUACUCAUUGUAAGUUCGUUUUCUCUUCGUUUGCUAUUGGGUCGAAUAGCCGGGUCAUCUCUCUCGAGUUCGAAAGAGUAGAGUUGGAUUGGUGGCUUGAAGGUUUCUGUAACAAUGAUUCUUGUUCACAUAAUGGGAAUUGCACUUCAGUCAAGUAUGAUCACGGGAAGGUUGGAUUCCGGUGCCGGUGUAAUGAUGGGUAUACCGGAGAUGGGUUCAAGGACGGUGAAGGUUGCCGGAGCGUAUCUGGCUGCAAUCCUUCAAAGUACAUAAAUGGCCAAUGUGGUGGAACAGCUAGAGUCGGUGUUCUUGUUGGAGGUGUUAUUGCUGGAGCUUUAUUAAUGUGUGGUUUGGCAUUUAUGUGUUACUUUAUCCGACGGCGUUCCACUUCUUUGAGAAACAGGUUGAGUGCAAGGCGACUUUUAUACCAAACUGCAGGCAACUCAAGUGUUCCUUUUUAUGCAUUCAAAGAAAUUGAAAAAGCUACUAAUGGCUUCUCUGAGAAACAAAGACUUGGAACUGGAGCAUAUGGUACUGUAUAUGCAGGAAAACUGCACAGUGAUGAGUGGGUUGCCAUAAAAAAGAUUCGUCAUAGAGAUACUGAUAGCAUUGAUCAAGUCAUGAAUGAAAUUAAGCUCCUUUCUUCUGUAAGUCAUCCGAAUCUAGUACGCCUGUUAGGAUGUUGCAUAGAGGAGGGUGAACCUAUACUCGUCUAUGAAUUUAUGCCUAAUGGAACUCUGUGUGAGCAUCUACAAAGAGAGAGAGGCAAAGGGCUUCCAUGGACAAUAAGGCUCACCAUUGCUGCUGAAACUGCUAAUGCUAUUGCCUAUCUGCAUUCUGUAAUGAAUCCGCCAAUUUAUCACAGAGACAUCAAAUCUAGCAAUAUACUGUUGGAUUACAACUACAAGUCAAAGGUUGCUGAUUUCGGUCUUUCUAGACUUGGAAUGACGGAGUCAUCCCAUAUAUCAACUGCACCACAAGGGACUCCAGGCUAUCUUGAUCCUCAGUAUCAUCAAUAUUUCCAUCUUUCUGACAAAAGCGAUGUUUACAGUUUUGGAGUAGUUCUUGUAGAGAUCAUAACAGCACUAAGAGUCGUUGAUUUUUCUCGACCUCACAGUGAGGUAAACUUGGCUGCACUUGCUAUUGAUAGGAUAGGUAGAGGUUGCGUGGACGAGAUAAUAGAUCCACACCUCGAUCCGCAUAGGGAUGCUUGGACAUUAUCAUCCAUACAUAAUGUAGCUGAGCUUGCAUUUAGAUGUCUUGCUUUUCAUAGGGAUAUGAGGCCUAGUAUGAUGGAAGUAGCUGAAGAGUUAGAGCACAUUAGGCUUAGUGCUUGGGUUCCAAAUAUGUACACAGCCUCACCGGCAGCUUCCUCUUGCUCAUCACCGGACAAUGGAAGUGAGAAGUCGCUGAGUGUUAUUUCAAUUAAGAAGGCAGCGGUAGUGAGCCGGAGAUUGCUUGUUCCUCAAAGGGCAGCAGAUUGUUUGACUUCAUUGGAAGAAGUUAAAGAUAGCUCCCCUGUUUCUGUUCAAGAUCCAUGGUUAAGCGAACAGAGUUCACCUUCAACAAAUAGCUUGUUGGGUAAUGCAGUUCAGUGACAAAAAGGCUGAUUUUUUUGUGUGCUUGACUUCAAAUACUUUAUUAUGUGAAUACAAUUGAAGUAUCUUAUAGUGUUUUUUUUCAUUACUUACUGUUUUUAUAGAUCUUUGAUAGAUAUAUAUGUAAAUCUUUGUAUUUCGACCUAUUAUCUCUCGUUUUCUUUUCGCAUAAAAUGUUGACAAUAUUGAAAAGAGAGAAAAAAAAAAGAAAAAAAAAAGUUAUUCUGCA